GAGCCCCGGGAUGGCCGGCCCCGGGGCGCGCCGCCUCCUGGGGUGCCUGCUGCUCGGCGGCCUCCUCGCCGGAGCCCAGAUGGAUUCCGGUGGCACCGUUACUAUGGAGGAGCAGAUUGUCCUCGUGCUGAGAGCUAAAGCAGAGUGUGAACUCAACAUCACAGCUCAGCUCCAGGAAGGAGAGGGAAAUUGUUUUCCAGAAUGGGAUGGACUCAUUUGUUGGCCCAGAGGAACAGUGGGGAAAAUAUUGGCUGUCCCCUGCCCUCCUUAUAUUUAUGACUUCAAUCAUAAAGGAGUGGCUCUGCGACGCUGUGGCCCCAAUGGAACGUGGGAUUUUGUACACAGUUUAAACAAAACCUGGGCGAAUUAUUCAGAUUGCCUUCGCUUCCUUCAGCCAGAUGUCAGCCUAGGGAAGCAAGAAUUCUUUGAACGCCUGUAUGUCAUGUACACUGUGGGAUACUCCAUCUCCUUCGGCUCCCUGGUUGUGGCUAUUCUCAUUAUUGGUUACUUCAGGCGAUUGCACUGCACUAGGAACUAUAUCCACCUGCACUUAUUUGCAUCUUUCAUGCUGAGAGCUGCAAGCAUCUUCAUCAAGGACAGAGUGGUCCAUGCUCACAUGGGGGUCAAGGAGCUGCAGUCGCUGAUGAUGCAGGAUGACCUCCAGAAUUUCAUGGCUGCGCCUUCCAUGGGCAAAUCACAAUAUAUUGGGUGCAAGAUUGCUGUUGUGCUGUUUAUUUACUUCUUGGCUACAAACUACUAUUGGAUCUUGGUGGAAGGUCUCUACCUGCACAGUCUAAUCUUUGUGGCUUUCUUUUCCGACACCAAAUACCUAUGGGGCUUCACCUUGAUAGGCUGGGGGUUCCCUGCAGUGUUUGUUGCAGGCUGGGCUGUGGCAAGAGCAACCAUGGCUGAUGCAAGGUGCUGGGAACUGAGUGCUGGAGACAUGAAGUGGAUUUACCAAGCCCCUAUCUUAGCAGCCAUCGGACUGAAUUUUAUUCUGUUUCUGAAUACGGUCAGAGUUCUGGCUACCAAAAUUCGGGAGACCAAUGCAGUUGGGCAUGACACAAGAAAGCAAUACAGGAAACUCGCCAAAUCCACGCUGGUGCUGGUGCUGGUCUUCGGGGUGCAUUACAUCGUGUUCGUGUGCCUGCCCCACUCCUUCUCGGGGCUCGGGUGGGAGAUCCGGAUGCACUGCGAGCUCUUCUUCAACUCCUUCCAGGGCUUCUUCGUGUCCAUCAUCUACUGCUACUGCAAUGGCGAGGUGCAGUCUGAGGUGAAGAAGAUGUGGAGCCGGUGGAAUCUCUCCAUCGACUGGAAACGGACGCCCCCUUGCGGCGGCCACAGGUACGGCUCCGUGCUCACCACCAUGACGCCCAGCACCAGCAGCCACUCGCAGAUGGCGGCCAGCACUCGCAUGGUCCUCCUCUCGGGCAAAGCCACCAAGAGGGCCGGCCAGCAGCCCGACAGCCACGUGACUUUACCCGGCUAUGUCCGCAGUAACUCAGAGCAGGACUGCCAGCAACAACACUUGACGCAUGAAGAGACCAAGGAAGGUAAUGGGAGGCAGGGAGAGGAGACUCCAGUGGAGGUGUCUUCCAGGCCAGUGGAAGGUACCCCAGACCCUGAAGGAAUCAAAGGAGAACUGGAGGAUGUUCUCUGAAUCAACAUCGAUGGCUUGCAAGAGCUGGUCCAUCUGGUUGCCCAAGAGCUGAUGCUCCGAGAGCUUGGCCUUCAUCCCUCUGCUUGAGCCUCAGAGCUGAACAUUCAUGCUUAGAGUGUUACUUGACAAAAAUGGUCAGGCUCCAUGAAUUGGCUCCUCUACAUACUAAAGACACAAGAAAGGAGAAGUGUCAUUGAUGUGGUGUAUGACCUUGUUUUGACAUCAGAUUCUCUUCUAAAUGGACCGGUGAUACUUGCUGUCAUUGUUCUUCUAUCUGCUACUUUUGGGUAGAAAACGUUUUAAUUGCUUGCCUUUCGUUUGCUCUUACUAAUACCACUCUAAGAAUGAUAGAGAUCAUUUAGUAUGUGUCAUUUCUGUUUAGGAAAUCAACACCCUCCUUUUCUCUUUCUCCCCUGAAUGUAUUUCUAUCUCGGCCUUCUUUUUAUCUCUGUGUUAGGAGCAGUUAGGAUCUGAAAAUGUCUGUUGAAAGAUUAACAAUCUAAGAACAAAGUACACUCUGGAAAGUAAGUUAGCUGCUCUUUGAUAAGAUGAUACGUUGAUGACAGUUAAACUUUCUGGGAAGAAAGUAAAUGACUUAAAAAAAAAAAAGAAAGAAUAUUGCACAUGUUCCUCCUUCUGAAUGCCCUGCUCUGUGACCAGCCAGUUCUCAGGUCUUCACUCCUUGGUAAACCUUGACCUGCCACAAGGUUUCCUAUCGAUGAGCUUGUGUCUGAAAACUACUUUUUGUUUGUAAUCAUUUAUUUCUAUUGAUGGGGAAUCACACUGCGCCUGUGCUUUUAUCUCUCUUUGUUCUAUUCCUAUCUUCUAAAUGGCAUGUGGGGUAAAUUAAAAGUUUGUUGUAAAAA
Messenger RNA from Pipistrellus kuhlii (Kuhl's pipistrelle), 2526 nucleotides. It is a transcript of the gene PTH2R, whose product is annotated as parathyroid hormone 2 receptor. Gene Ontology annotation, molecular function: parathyroid hormone receptor activity; G protein-coupled peptide receptor activity; peptide hormone binding. NCBI's taxonomy places the organism in Eukaryota, Metazoa, Chordata, Mammalia, Chiroptera, Vespertilionidae. The record is from RefSeq and is a predicted model, not a curated record. Gene Ontology annotation, biological process: cell surface receptor signaling pathway; adenylate cyclase-modulating G protein-coupled receptor signaling pathway. Gene Ontology annotation, cellular component: plasma membrane. The coding region runs from base 11 to 1660 and encodes 549 amino acids. The transcript is spliced from 13 exons.